GCUGACCACUGACGGUGAAACGCACCGAGCGCCGCUCCUCGCCCUGAUCGUCCGCAUCAGACACAGGGCCCCUCUCUGAUUGGAUGGUUUUGUCAGCAUGACAGCCGAAGAUCCUGCUUCCUCCUCAACCAUGAGCAAUAACGCUGCCCCCUCCAAACCCUCCAAGUCCUCCGGUGCCUCCUACCAUUCCCUCCAAGGACAGAGCAACGUCCCAGAGGGAGUUGCGGGAGCUCCUAAUGAGCCAGCGCUGCUGACCUUGAUGGAGCGCACCGGCUACGGCAUGGUGCAGGAGAACGGUCAGCGUAAAUAUGGGCCCCCUCCAGGUUGGAGCGGUCCAGCUCCCCCUCGAGGGUGUGAAAUCUUUGUUGGCAAGAUCCCUCGAGAUGUUUAUGAGGACGAGUUGGUGCCCGUGUUCGAGUCCGUGGGAAAUAUUUACGAGAUGCGUCUGAUGAUGGACUUCGACGGGAAGAACCGGGGGUACGCGUUUGUGAUGUACACGCAGAAACACGAGGCCAAGAGGGCCGUGCGUGAGCUCAACAACUACGAGGUGCGGCCCGGCCGGCUGCUGGGGGUCUGCUCCUCUGUGGACAACUGCCGGCUUUUCAUCGGCGGCAUUCCCAAAACCAAGAAGCGUGAGGAGAUCCUGGAGGAGGUCUCCAAGGUGACAGAAGGUGUGUUGGAUGUGAUAGUUUAUGCGAGCGCCGCAGACAAGAUGAAGAACCGUGGCUUUGCCUUCGUGGAGUACGAGUCGCAUCGCGCGGCUGCCAUGGCUCGCAGGAAGUUGAUGCCCGGCCGCAUCCAGCUGUGGGGCCAUCAGAUCGCAGUGGACUGGGCCGAGCCUGAGAUCGAUGUAGACGAAGACGUGAUGGAAACAGUGAAGAUCCUUUACGUCAGGAAUCUAAUGAUGGAGACCAGUGAGGAGACGAUUAGAAAGAUCUUCAGCCAGUGGAACCACGGGUGUGUGGAGCGCGUCAAGAAAAUCCGUGACUACGCUUUCGUCCACUUCACGUCCCGAGACGAUGCCGUGCUGGCCAUGGACCACCUGAAUGGCACGGAGAUCGAAGGGUCCUGCAUCGAAGUGACGCUCGCCAAACCGGUGGAUAAAGAGCAAUACUCCCGCCAGAAAGCCUCCAAAGGAGGAAUCUCUGCCACUCCUGAACCUGCCCAGCAGAGCUACGUUUACCAGUGUGACCCCUACACGCUGGCCUACUACGGCUACCCUUACAACACGCUCAUCGGACCCAACAGGGACUACUUUGUGAAAGGUACUGUGAGAGGUCGAGGUCGUGCUGCUGCAGGUAAUCGUACCCCCGGGCCUCGGGGGUCGUACCUCGGGGGUUACUCUGCCGGUCGUGGCAUCUACAGCCGCUACCACGAGGGCAAGCCCAAACUGCCUGAAAAGCCCUAUGAACUGAUGCCCAGUCUGGAGCUCGCUGCCUCCGUCAACCCAGUCGGCAUCAAACCUGGCACAAUGGCGUUGCCAGCUCUGGGUGCACAGUACCCGGUGUUCAGCGCUGCUCCUGCGACCAAACUGAUGGAGGACGGGAAGGUGCACACUGUGGAGCAUCUCAUUAACCCUCUGGCCAUGCAGCACCCUGAACACAACACUGCCACUGCUGCCUCCGUCCUGCCUGCGGUGUCCACCCCUCCACCGUUCCAGGGUCGUCCCAUCACUCCCGUCUACGCCAUGGCUCACAACGUACAGCGCAUCCCAGCCGCCGGCAGCCUAUAUGGAGCCGGGUACGUCCCCAUCGCCAACUACGCUGCCAACACGGCCGCUCUGGCUGCUCUGCAGAAAAACGCAGCCGUGGCCGCGGCGUACGGAGGUUACGCUGGCUACGCGGUGCCACAGGCCUUCCCCGCCGCGGCCUUCCAGCUGCCCCUCCAUGACAUCUACCAGACAUACUGAUUCAGAAGCUCGCAGCGAGUCGCCCACUGACUGAACCUCAGCGCCGUCUGUUCCUUCGCACAGAUGCGUCUCCCACACACGAGCUCUAAAUGAAAUCGUAGCGAAUGUUAAGUCCAGACAAACCAACAUGGCGCCUUCUUUCUGCCGCUGGCGUCCUCUGUAGAUCCUGGACCGGCUCAGUUAGACAGCGUCACCGUUUCCCUUUCAAUAUUGUCACCGCCAAUUUGUUGCUAUAGCAACGGACACAUUUAAGGUACUUUUAAGUAUUUAUGAAGAGCAGACUCAUAGUUAAGGCUUUAUUCUUUGUUUUUUUUUUUUGUUUUUUUAUUGUUUGGCGAUAUUAGUUCACUUUACACUGUCCGAGGUGUAAAAACUAAGAGAAGUACAUUAAAUGAAGAAAAAGUAAACAGCAACUACUGAUAAAGAGGACGCCUCCGUCUGUGGAUAUACUCUGGGUUUGUUUGUUUUUCUUUUGAUCAUUCAUACAUAGUGUAGUUUUACAUGCUGUCAGUCCACGCUGGUUGAAUAUGAUCGCUUUGUUCGGUACUGUUUUUUCCCUUAGGUUUUAUUUUAUGUGUGUUUUGGUGUUUUAAAUGAAGGUUUUAGGUGUGUGUGUCUCAUAUCCUGGUUUUACAUUGAUGGAUUAUCUAGAGAGCAAAAACAGGAAAGAAAAAACUGGAAAUCUUUUUAGCCAACAAGCCACUGAGUACAUCCUGGU
This is a messenger RNA of Nematolebias whitei (Rio pearlfish), 2627 nucleotides long. It is a transcript of the gene rbm47, whose product is annotated as RNA binding motif protein 47. Gene Ontology annotation, molecular function: mRNA binding. Gene Ontology annotation, cellular component: nucleus. The coding region runs from base 98 to 1909 and encodes 603 amino acids. The transcript has 6 exons. NCBI's taxonomy places the organism in Eukaryota, Metazoa, Chordata, Actinopteri, Cyprinodontiformes, Rivulidae. The record is from RefSeq and is a predicted model, not a curated record.